This is a messenger RNA of Vespa crabro (European hornet), 2003 nucleotides long. Its product is annotated as triokinase/FMN cyclase-like. The record is from RefSeq and is a predicted model, not a curated record. The transcript is spliced from 10 exons. The coding region runs from base 159 to 1910 and encodes 583 amino acids. Gene Ontology annotation, molecular function: glycerone kinase activity. NCBI's taxonomy places the organism in Eukaryota, Metazoa, Arthropoda, Insecta, Hymenoptera, Vespidae. Gene Ontology annotation, cellular component: cytosol. Gene Ontology annotation, biological process: glycerol catabolic process.
AACAAGUAUUGUAAAUCGUUUUAUCUAUAUUUUGAAUCUGUAUACGUCAAUCAGAAGACUAGCACGAUAACCUAAUGACCUUAAUCAACGAAGUUCAUUGUGAAAAGACAUUAUAGUUUCGUUAUUCACGUCCGAGUCUAAACACGAUAGUGCUUCCAAUGGCUGGUUUAAAACAUUUAGUAAAUAAAAUCGAUGAUACCGUAGCAGAAUCCUUGUCAGGAUUAUGUUAUACUUAUCCGCAGUUAGAAUUAAUAUUAGCUCACAAAGUCGUUCUAUCUCCUGAUAUUAGAGAUCAGAAGAAUAAAGUUGCUAUAAUAUGUGGUGGUGGUAGUGGUCAUGAACCGUUUGUUGCUGGUUUUGUUGGUACUGGUAUGCUGACAGCUGCCAUAGCUGGUUCUAUAUUUGCAUCACCACCUUCUAAACAUAUAACACAUGCUAUUAAUUGUGUCGCACAGGAUAAUACAGCGGGUAUAUUAGUAAUAGUUCCAAAUUAUACUGGAGAUCGUCUUAACUUUGGAAUAGCGCUUGAAAAAGCAAAACAAGCGGGUAUUAAUAUUGCGGAGAUAAUAGUUGGCGAAGAUUGUAGUAUUCCUGAGAAAGAACGAAGUUCUAUUGGUAAACGAGGCUUAACUGGGAUGUUAUUGGUUAUUAAAAUUGCUGGUGCACUUGCUGAAAAAGGAAAAGCUCUUUCAGAAGUACUAAAAUAUGCAGAGUAUACUGUGGAAAAUAUGGCUACUUAUGCAGUUGGAUUAUCAGCAUGUUCUAUACCUGGUCAAGGAUAUAUGUUCGAACUUGCACCAGAUGAAAUAGAAGCUGGUAUGGGUAUUCACGGAGAAGCUGGUUAUGAACGAAUGAAAAUAAAAAAUGCAUCUGAAAUCGUUUCACUCAUGUUACAACGUAUUUGUGAAGAAUUAAAAUUGAUCAGCGGCGAUAAUGUUGCAGUAGUAGUAAAUAAUUUUGGAGCAUUAAGUCAAUUAGAACAAGGCAUUGUCACACAUGAAAUUAUAAAACAACUUAAUAAUAAGAGCAUACAACCACUUCGAGUUUAUUCCGGAAUUUUAGUAACAUCGUUAAAUAGUGUUGGAAUACAUAUUACGUUAUUAAAAAUUCCUAAAUGUCAUAAAAAUGUAUUUCUAAGCUGUCUGGAUGAUGCGACAAAUGCUCCAGGAUGGCCAGGUUGUUUUUAUAGUAUUCCUUUAACUAUAACACAAACACCGUUUAACGAAGUAGAGAAAAAGAAAUUAGACAAAAUUGGCAUUCAGGUAGAUAAUCAAUAUGGACAUUUAAUAAAAUUAUGUCUGCAAAAUGCAUGUAAAAGCAUUAUUGAAAAAGAAAUAUAUCUUAAUGAAUUGGACAGUUGUUGUGGGGAUGGAGAUUGUGGGACAACUCUUAAAAGAUUUACCAUGAGUAUUCAAAAACAUCUGAAUAAACUGUCUUUCACUUAUCCUUCUUUAUUAUUAGCACAAAUAGCUGAUAUUGCAGAAGAAAGCAUGGGAGGAUCAUCUGGUGCAUUAUAUUGUUUAUUUUUUACAACUGGAGCAAAAGAAUUAUUAUCCCUUAAAGAAAAUGAAGAUAUUACCUCUGCAUGGUCUCGUACAUUUUGUAGUGCACUAGAUAGUAUUAUAAAAUAUGGAAAAGCAAAACCUGGCGACAGAACAAUGUUGGAUGCAUUAGAUCCUGCAUGUAGAACAUUUAAACAAUUAGUAACAGCAUCUUUAACCGAUAUUAUUCAAAAUAUAACUAUUGCAACAUGGCAAGGAUGUGAAGCAACAAAAGGCAUAAAAGCUAGAGCAGGACGGGCCUCUUACGUAAAGCAAGAACAUUAUAUGCAACAGAUAGAUGCAGGAGCAUAUGCUGCUGCUACUUGGAUAACAGCUGUAGCAGAGACAAUUAAAAAUUUUUUUAAAUAAUGUAUUAAUACAUUACUUAUUUUAUGAUACUUCUGUAAAAGGUAUUAUCUUUUAUAGUUCUAUAAAAAUAUAUCGCAUUCACGGAGAAAAUGA